Styela clava is the source of this 3503-nucleotide messenger RNA. RefSeq lists its product as uncharacterized. Gene Ontology annotation, biological process: arabinan catabolic process; xylan catabolic process. Gene Ontology annotation, molecular function: xylan 1,4-beta-xylosidase activity; alpha-L-arabinofuranosidase activity. The record is from RefSeq and is a predicted model, not a curated record. NCBI's taxonomy places the organism in Eukaryota, Metazoa, Chordata, Ascidiacea, Stolidobranchia, Styelidae.
UGCACUUAUUUUUUGUCACACUAAUACACUGUAAUAUAGAUGAUUGAUAUGAAUAUUCCUGUGAUAUUAGUGGUUGGGACUUGCUGCUUGCUAGGGUCUGCGGAAAAAGAUCUUCUCUCACUGAGAUCUAUUGUGUCUGAGGAAUACUACAAAGUUGUCAAAUUUAGCAAAUUGGUAGACCAGUCCAAUAAUAAUAUUGAGGGAAAGUUGUCGGACUUCCCUUUUCAGAACACGUCAUUAUCUUUUAAUGAAAGGGUGGAUGACCUGGUGAAUCGAUUAACACUUGAUGAACUUGUGGAACAACUUUCUAUGGGAGGAGCAAACAUCGAUGGACCUGCUCCAGCGAUAUCUCAUCUCAAUGUAAAACCUUAUCAAUGGAAUACAGAAUGUUUACGUGGUUAUGCUUUUGCAGAUGAUGCAACUUGCUUCCCGUCACCAAUCGGUUUGGCAGCAACUUUUGAUCCAUCAUUGAUUGAAAACAUGGCAAGAGCAGUCAGUUGGGAAGCAAGAGCUAAAGUGAAUAACUUCGAAUCACAUGGAAAAUAUGAAGAUCAUACUGGGUUAAGUUGUUUUUCUCCUGUCAUCAAUAUUAUGAGGCAUCCACUCUGGGGACGGAACCAGGAAACAUAUGGUGAAGAUCCAUUUCUGACUGGAAUAUUUGCCAAGCAUUAUGUUGAAGGUUUGCAAGGUUACAAUGACAGAUAUGCUGCAGCAACUGCAGUAUGCAAACAUUUCGAUGUACACGGUGGACCUGAAAAUAAUCCAAACAGAUUUGGUUUCAAUGCAGUUGUCUCUGAUAGAGAUUGGCAAAUGACUCAUUUACCUGCUUUCCGAGCUUGUAUCGAAGCAGGAGCUUAUGGUGUUAUGUGCAGUUAUAAUGCAAUCAAUGGAGUCCCAGCAUGUGCUAACAAGAAGUUAUUGACAGACAUCCUUCGAAAAGAACUUGGCUUCACUGGAUAUGUUGUCAGUGAUGAAGGAGCAAUUGAACACAUUGAUUUGUUUUUUAAUUACACAAGUAAUUCAACAGAAACUGCCAUAGCUGCCAUAACAGCAGGAGUAAAUCUUGAAUUAACCUAUGUUGGGCCGCUCAAUCGAUUUUUCAAGUUAAAAAAUGCGGUUGACCAAAAAAUGAUCGAUGAAGAUUUGCUGAGAGAAAGAGCCAAACCACUUUUCUAUACAAGAUUUAAAUUGGGUCAAUUUGACCCACCUUCAAUGAAUCCUUAUGCCAAUGUUAGCAUGGAUGUUAUACAGAGUCCAGAACAUCGUGAGUUAGCAUAUACAAUAACUGCGAAAUCAUUUGUUUUAUUAAAAAAUAAUGGAGUUCUUCCGUUAAAAGAAACAUUUGACAGAGUUGCUAUUGUUGGUCCCUUCGCUAAUAACAGCAUUGCCUUGACUGGUGACUAUCCAGCUCAAUUUAGCAUGAUACAUUUUUCAUCUCCUUAUGACGGGAUACAGAAGUUUAGCACAAAUACUGCAACAAUCCUGAAAGGAUGCACUGGUGAUAAAUGGGAUGAAAAACUACCAAAAUGUGCUCAGUAUUCUGAACAAGACAUUAAAACCAAGAUUCCAGGAUCUGAUGUUGUUAUUGUAACAUUGGGGACAGGUGUGGGAGUGGAAGCUGAAGGAAUAGAUCGUACUGGGAUCUCAUUGCCCGGAGAACAACUAAAUCUUUUGAAGUCUGUAGUGCAAUAUGCUGGAAAAAGUGCUCGUAUCAUAGUUCUUUUGUUCAAUGCUGGUCCAUUGGACGUUUCAUGGGCAAAAGAAUCUGCAGAAGUUGAUGCAAUAAUUGCUUGUCAUUUCCCUGCACAAUCUGCUGGUGAAGCAAUUUAUAGGGUGUUAUCAGGACAAGAAAAUCCUGCUGGGAGAUUACCAAACACUUGGCCAAAAUCAUUGGACCAGGUUCCUCCCAUUACAAACUACAGCAUGCACGAAAGAACAUACAGAUAUUCAACGAGUGAACCUUUAUAUUCAUUUGGAUAUGGACUUUCUUACACAACAUUCUUAUACAGAGGUUUAAUUGUUGGAGGAUCUGGAUUUGAUGUUUGUGAUGACGUUGGAAUAUCUGUGUCUCUUACAAACACUGGAAAAUAUUAUGGAGAAGAGGUUGCCCAACUUUAUAUUAAAUGGUUGAAUUCGACUGUAACUACUCCUCAUCUUCAACUUGUUGGAUUUAAGCGCAUUGGUAUAAAACCAGGACAGACAGUUAAUGUACAUUUCACUAUCAAACCAGAACAACGAGCUGUGUGGAUUGAUGAUCUCAUGUUGGAACCUGGUAAAAUGUUUGUAUAUCUCGGUGGACAACAGCCUAGUCAAUCAACUUUAACAUCCUCUGAUGUUCUUACUGAGGAGUUUACAGUUUCCGGCCAAACUAUUCCUUUGAGUAAAUGUUCAUUCAAGACUCCAUAAAAUAUGAAAAUUAAGAUAUGACUUGUGCCAGAUUAUGUAUAAAUACUGGUUUAAUAAAUUUGACCAGGAUUAUAUGUUUAUAAUAAAAUCAUAUUUUGAUCCUUUCAUGUGACUAAUGCUUAUGCUUGAUAUUGCUUUGCUUAUGCUCCUUAUUUCAUGCGGGUAACCAACAAACAACUUCAUUUAGGGGCUUACAAUUGCCCAUAUCCAAAUGGCCUUAUAUUCCUGAUUUUUUUCUAUAUGUUUAUUUGAAUUUAUUCAUUUUAUUUGAAUACUUCUAUGAUGAAAAUACUUAAAUUCAGUAUAUAUGUUCCAACCUUCAUAUAAUAACAAGUAUCUUAUGUUUUACUUAGCAAAAAAAACUUCAGCAUUCUAAGAUGACCGUUCAGCAUUCACCACUAAGCUAUUUUUUAAGUACAUCCUUUUUUAAUACUUAUCUUUUUUGCCACCAACCAGUUGCAUAAUUAAUCAGCAAAAGUUAAUCUAAAAUUUUUUCAAAAGAUGAUAAAAUAUUCAAUCAGUGUUGCAAGUUAUGUAGCUUCUUGGUUUAUUGAUUGCUAUUAAAUCUGCAAAAUCAAUUCAUUGAAAUUCAUGAAUUCAUUGAAAAUAUGGGGAAAAUACUGUAUAAACAUGUUAAAAUCACCAGUCUGACAAAUUUAGUUUAAAUAAUAAUUACACCAAUAAAUUUACAGAUAUUUUAUUUGGAACUGUUAACAUGAAAUCAGAGAUAAGUUUAUUUCGAUUCAAGGUACCGAUAUAUCGUCAAAUUCAAUAUGAUCAUGAAAAACUUCAAACACAUGGUUUACAUAGGUUAGAAUGUGCAGCAAAUUUAUGAGAAGUAAACUUUUGUGUGUUGUUAUUUUUUAGACAUAUAAACCCACUAAACAAAUGUGCCUUUGUGAAUAGUACUGUAGUAAACUAUUUGUAGAAUAAUCGGUUUCUGUACCAUUUUUUUCUAUAAUUCUAUAUAGAAUACAUAUUUCUAUAUGUAUUCACUCUAAAUGCAAAUGAGAUUGUUAUUGUUAAAAUGUUGUGCAAUAAUAUUUGUCAUCUAUAGGAAUAUUAUUCAAUGAUUCAUUGUAUGCAUUCUUAUUCAG